This is a messenger RNA of Oryza brachyantha (malo sina), 2260 nucleotides long. RefSeq names its product probable sugar phosphate/phosphate translocator At1g06470. Gene Ontology annotation, biological process: UDP-glucose transmembrane transport. Gene Ontology annotation, molecular function: antiporter activity. NCBI's taxonomy places the organism in Eukaryota, Viridiplantae, Streptophyta, Magnoliopsida, Poales, Poaceae. Gene Ontology annotation, cellular component: Golgi apparatus; cis-Golgi network; endoplasmic reticulum-Golgi intermediate compartment. The transcript is spliced from 12 exons. The record is from RefSeq and is a predicted model, not a curated record. Bases 285 to 1697 code for a protein of 470 amino acids.
GCGUCCUCCUCUCCCGCAGGGAAAACUACCAGUGCCAAGCUACCAGCCGGGAAGCUGCAAGCUAACCGCUCGGGAAGUCGUCGUGACGAGGUGCUCCGAUUUUGACUUGCUACCGGAAUCCAGCAGGCUCGCUGCAAGCAAACCACCCCCUCUUCCUCUUCUCGUCGGCCGCCGCCGCCGCCGCCCGCGUGGCCUGUUGCUGCUGUCGCCGAUGAGAUCCGUCCACGCAUCUCUUAGAUCCGAAUUGCUGUAGAGGUGGGCUCCCCGUAGCGGCGUCAGCUUUUAUGGGGGACUGCGUCGUCGAGAAUGGCCACCCCGCCCCGAAGGAGGAGGACGCGCCGGCGGUAGCCGUGGAGCUCCCGGAGGGCGCCGGGAAGCCGCAGGAGGAGGGGGGUAGAGGGCAGAGGAAACAGGGUGGGAUCCGCAGGGAGCCGUCGUUCUCGCGGUGGUGCAAGGACCCCUCCGCGAUGCCCAAUGCCCCCCUUGGGGGCGCCUCCCCUGCGCCAGCGGCCAGCGACGAUGACUCUGAGGAGUUCGAGCUUCCGCUCCUGCCCUCCGAUGGUGGUGAUGGCGGCGGCAGCAGCCACUUGCCGAUGGAUAUUGAGGCGGGAGAAGCAGCGAGAUCUGACGAUCUCCCGAUUUCACCGUGGUUGAUCGCGAAGGUUAUUGCGCUGAUAGCGAGUUGGUACACGCUGAGCACCUGCUUGACGCUGUAUAACAAGGAGAUGCUGGGGAAGCACAUGUGGAAGUUCCCAGCGCCAUUCCUGAUGAACACAGUGCAUUUCACAAUGCAGGCUGUGGCAUCGAAGGCCAUAGUUUGGUUCCAGCACCGGGGCCUGGAGGGAGGGACUAGUGCAAUGACAUGGAGAGAUUACUUUCUGCGAGUUGUUCCAACAGCUUUGGCUACUGCACUUGACAUAAAUUUGAGCAACAUUUCACUUGUUUUCAUCACUGUGACAUUUGCUACAAUGUGUAAAUCUGCUGCUCCAAUUUUCAUUCUUCUGUUUGCUUUUCUGUUUAGGCUAGAGAAGCCCAGCUUUAACCUUCUUGGGAUCAUGUUGAUCGUUUCCUUUGGAGUUCUACUAACAGUUGCUAAAGAGACCGAAUUCAGUCUUUGGGGAUUUAUAUUUAUUAUGCUUGCCGCUGUUAUGUCUGGUUUCCGCUGGUGCAUGACACAGAUUCUCCUCCAGAAAGAGGAAUAUGGAUUAAGAAAUCCCUUCACUUUAAUGAGUUAUGUUACCCCGGUUAUGGCAAUAACAACUGCAAUUCUUUCUAUUGUGAUGGAUCCAUGGCACGACGUCAGGGCAAGUAACUUUUUUGACAAUUCAACUCACAUAAUAAAGAGCAGCUUAUUGAUGCUUCUUGGUGGUGCUUUGGCCUUUUUCAUGGUUUUGACUGAAUAUGUUCUGAUUUCUGUAACAAGUGCUGUAACAGUGACCGUAGCUGGGAUUGUGAAGGAAGCUGUUACUAUUUUGGUUGCUGUGCUUUUCUUCAACGAUCCAUUUACCUGGUUAAAGGGGCUUGGGCUGGCAAUAAUAAUAUUUGGUGUCAGUCUAUUCAACUUAUACAAGUACCAUAGGUUCAAGAAAGGCCCUCGUAGUAAGAAUUGUGAUAACAAUUCCCAAACUUAUAGCGGUGCUUCAAAAUAUGUCAUACUCGAUGAAGAUGAUAUGGAAAACCUAGGCAAUUCAGGCUGAUAUUACCAGGCUGAGAGCGGACCAUUGACGAAUUCUCAUGUUCUGGAAAGUACUUAUCUAUACCUCUGCACAGGUGACUAGUUACUACCACUGCCUCGGUAUCACAUGACACUGUUUUUCUGACCAUUUGUGUGCUUCCACGGCUCUGGGAGGUUAUGUUAUUCAUGAGCAUGACACGAAGCAUAUCAUUGAUUAAGAAGACACAUUUACACAAGCAGCAGGCAAUCUCCUAGCAAAAAAAAAAAAACAAGAAGAGGAGAAAAAAGUCCAAAUAGCUGCAUCUGCAUCAAAACUGUGCAGAAAUAGUUUUGUUAUACUGGAUAAUACUUUACCUCCUAUUACGAAUUCUCUAAUGCCUUCUUUUAUUGAAGAGUAGAGAGCUCAAUUUUGGUCAGCAUUGGCUCGUGCGCGGAAGAAUAGCACUGGGACCAACAGCCUUUUUUGGUAGAAAAAUACAUUGUUUAUAUGUACCAUUGUUGUAAUUUAUCAUUCCCCUUGCCUUUGUAGCUAAUUAACUACAUGGCAAUGUGUAAAUAUUACAUGAUAUAGUUACUCUCCCAUUA